AUGGUGGGCAAAAAUGAUGGCACAGGGCAUGAGAGGCCGCAAGUUCUGCCAUUUCGGUAUCAGUUCGCAGCUGGAGCUGUUGCUGGCAUAUCGGAGAUCUUAGUAAUGUAUCCGCUUGACGUGGUGAAAACACGCAUACAAUUGCAGCACGGGCGAGCUGUCGACGGUGAAGGGUACAAUGGUGUCUGGGACUGCUUCAGGAAGAUCAUUCGGAAUGAAGGAGUCUCGAGGCUGUAUCGCGGUAUAACUGCUCCUAUUCUGAUGGAAGUCCCUAAAAGAGCGAUCAAAUUCUCCGCAAACGACUCCUUCGCACCUUUCUACCAACGCAUUUUCUCGACACCGACACUCAAUCAACAACUCGCUGUCCUAACGGGCGCCAGCGCAGGUGCUACCGAGUCGCUCAUCGUAGUCCCCUUCGAACUGCUCAAGAUCCGCCUUCAAGACAAGACCUCUGCGUCGCGCUACAACGGACUUCUAGACUGCUUAGUCAAAGUGGUUCGUCAAGAAGGUCCCUUGGCGCUCUAUAAUGGCUUCGAAGCCACGCUCUGGCGGCAUAUCGUUUGGAAUGCAGGGUACUUCGGCUGCAUAUUUCAAGUCCGGGCCCAGCUGCCCAAUCCCACAACGUCUUCCAAUCCGCGUAGGCAGAAGACUGUGAAUGAUUUAGUCGCGGGCUUUGUUGGUGGCGUUGUUGGUACGACGUUUAACACGCCGCUUGAUGUGGUCAAGAGCAGGAUCCAGAGUGUUGCCAAAGUGCCGGGUGUAAGACCCAAGUAUGCAUGGGCGUGGCCGAGUUUAGGCGUUGUGGCGAGAGAGGAAGGGUUCAAAGCAUUGUAUAAGGGGUACGUGGCCAAGAUCCUGAGGUUUGGGCCCGGCGGUGGUGUGUUGUUGGUUGUCUAUUCGGCCGUGUUGGAUAUACUUGGAAAGGUAUCUUAG
Messenger RNA from Cucurbitaria berberidis CBS 394.84, 933 nucleotides. RefSeq names its product mitochondrial 2-oxodicarboxylate carrier protein-like protein. Bases 1 to 933 code for a protein of 310 amino acids. NCBI's taxonomy places the organism in Eukaryota, Fungi, Ascomycota, Dothideomycetes, Pleosporales, Cucurbitariaceae. Gene Ontology annotation, molecular function: ATP:ADP antiporter activity. The transcript is spliced from 3 exons. The record is from RefSeq and is a predicted model, not a curated record. Gene Ontology annotation, cellular component: mitochondrial inner membrane. Gene Ontology annotation, biological process: mitochondrial ATP transmembrane transport; mitochondrial ADP transmembrane transport.